This is a messenger RNA of Eimeria acervulina, 3075 nucleotides long. RefSeq lists its product as hypothetical. The record is from RefSeq and is a predicted model, not a curated record. Gene Ontology annotation, molecular function: protein binding. NCBI's taxonomy places the organism in Eukaryota, Apicomplexa, Conoidasida, Eucoccidiorida, Eimeriidae. The coding region runs from base 1 to 3075 and encodes 1024 amino acids. The transcript is spliced from 14 exons.
AUGCAGGCUGAAGCUUCUGCCGGCGCACCGGUGCAUGCGCCAGUAGGUGCUGCAGCGGCAGCAGCAGCAGCAGCAGCAACAAGGGACCACGAGCGUCGAGUGCAGCAGUUGAUACAGCAGCAGGAGCGACGCCACCAGAUGCUGCUGCAGCACCAACCUCAAGUGCAGCAGCAGCAGCAGCAGCAGCAGCACAGGUUCUCUUUGAAUUACCCUUUCUGCCCCCUGCUUCCAGAUCCUCUGGACCCAUCUCGGGACCACUGCAGCAGCAACAGCAGCAGCAGCAACUGCAGCGGCUGCAGCAGCAGCAGCAGCAGCAGCAGCAGCAGGAACAACCUUUCAGCACCGCCGAGUCUGCUGCUGGAUGCCCGAGGGAUCUGUGCGCAGCAGCAGCAGCAGCAGGAGCAGCACCUAUUGAUGCAGGCGCUGUUGCUGCUGGAGCAGGCCGAGCAUCAGCAGCAGCAGCAACAGGAGCAGCAACAGCAGUUAAGAGCGCAACAGCUAGUUCAACAACUGCUGCAACAUGAGCUGGAGCAGCAGCAAGAUGUGCAGCUGCUGCAGCAGAUUGAAGCAGCAGCAACAGCACAGGGUAACGCAGGAGAGUGGUGGGACGGUUGUUUGUCUGUUUGCUGCUGUCAAGAAGCAGCAGCAGAAGACAUGCUGCUGCUCCUAGGAGCCCCAGAGCCACAGCAGCAGCAGCAGUUACUGCAGCAGCAGCACUCAAGCCGUUCACCGCACAUUCAGCGUCUGCUGCAGCAGCAACAGCAGCAGAAUGAGCACCUGCAGCAGCAUGCGGUGCCGAGCCAGCAUUCAAGCAGCAACAGCAACGCAACAGCAGGUGCAGCUGCAGCAGCGGAGAGCAGCAGCAAUGCAACAGGAGCUGCUGCUGCUGCUGCUGCAGCAAAUGGCACUGAGUUGCUACAGCAGCUGCGCUCCCUUGUCUGCCGCCACACUCCACCUAGUAGCAGCAGCGACAGCAGCAGCAGCAGUGACAGAAGCAGCAGCAGCAGCAGCAACAACAAGGACAACAGCAAGUGGUUUUAUGCUGCACUGUGGCUGCAGCAUGCCUCAGGGAGACACAGCGACUUGCUGCAGUUUCUGCAGCGGCACACGCAGCAGCAGCCUGCAGCAGAUCCGCAGCUGCUGCUGCUCAAGGCGCAUGCUCUGGUGCGUCUUGGGAGGAGGAGAGAGGCAGCAGAUCUGUUGGCUUUGAACGCAACGAACAAAGACAUCGAGACAGUGCGAGUUUACAGAGCUUCGGAUAGAAGCCUUGAGGAGCUGCAGCAGCUGCAGCAGCAGCAGCAGCAUGACAGCUGCUGCUUUUGCUGCUGCAACAGAACUACUAGGAAGGCAUCUGCUGCCUCCAGAGGAAGGUGGCUGCUGCUGCAGCGCGCUGAGCUCGGGCCCCGCAGCAGCAAACCUCUGCAGCUCUCGCAAGUCAAUAUUGCUGGUGCCUUUGCGGUGCUGCAGCAGCUGCCGCUGCCUGCUGCUUACAGCAGCUGCGGCCUUGCCUUCUCAAGCUUUAAUGCGAGGAGUGCUGCUAGGCGAGCGCUGCUGGCUGGAAGGGCUGAAGAGGCCUUCGCUAUAUGCAACACCCUGCUGAAUGGAGACCCUUUUGACUCGGAGACGAUCCGCAUAGCUUGCAGCGCAACUCUUCUGGCGCCGCAUGCAGUAGAGAGCCUGCAGCAGCUGCUGCUGCUGCUCUCGCGAGCAGAUGGGCGCAGCAACUGCAUGCAGUUCGUCGCCACUGCGUGCCUGCUGCGCGGGACGGUGGAGUAUAUAUUUGGGGGGUUUCGUGCUGCAGCAGAAUCUGCUGCCAAGGCCAUUAAGCUAGGAGACAAAUCCCUGGAGCUGCUGCUGCUUCUUGCAAUUGCUGAUGAAGCACUGCAGCAGCAGCAGCAGCAGCAGCAAAUAAGCGCGGGAAGCCUUGCGCCUGAGGCGUUGGAAAGACUCUACCCCUGCUGCAGCGACGCUUUGCUGCUGAGUGCCCGCGUGCACAUGGGAAGACAGCGAGCGGCAGCUUCAGAAAUGCUGCGGCGCAAGUGGGGUGCUGCAGCUGCAGUGGAGCUGCGGCCGAGUUGUGCGUUGCUGCUGAAUGAGUUGGGGGUGCUUGCAGCAGCAGCAAAGAACUUCAAGAGCGCCUUGCGGUGGCUGGAGAGGACGGUCUCUGCUGCUGCUGCCGCUGCUGCUGCUGCUGCGGAUACACCUGGGAAGUGCCCAGAGUUGCCGCAGUACUUCGCCAACCUUGCUGUCUGUUUGCUGCGCGUGGGGCGCCUUUCUGCUGCUGCUGCUGCUGCUGCUGCUGCACUGCAAGCAGCAGCAAAGCUGGCGCAGCUGACAGGGUGCCCUUUUGCUGCUGCUGCUUCGUUUCAUGACUCCCUCUACGAGCUGCAGCAGCUGCGGUGCAGCAGGACAAGCGCAGCAGCAGCAGCAGCAGCAGCUCCGCUCCUGGGGCAUGUUGACAGCCAGGCUUCCGCUUGCAAGCACCUGCAGCGAGGGUUUGCUGCAGCAGCAAACCCUGUGCUGCUGGUUGCUGCUGAGGCCUCUUUGGUCUUAGGCAUAUUUCAUUUGCGCAGCGGCAACGGAGAAGCUGCUGCUGCUCUUCUUGAAUACGCAAUAAGUCUCACCUGGGCGCAUGAGUCGCGUAGAGGCUCGAACGCCAACUGGCUGCACGGGGAGACGGAUGCAGCAACAGCAGCAGCAGCAGCAGCAAACGGAGCGGCGACUCAGCAGCAAAGCUCAAGGCUUGUCCUGCUGCAGCGCCUCUAUGCAAUUGCAGUAGAAGCAGCAGCAGCAGAGCCGCGUACAGCUGCAGCAGCGUCGCACUCCCCUUGGAGUGAAGAGCUGCACAGGCCACUGCUGCUGCAGCAACAGCAGCAGCAGCAGCAACAGCAGCUGCUGCAGCGCCAGGUGUAUGCAGAGCAAAGCGAAUCGCAGGAUGAGGAGACUGUGCGGUGGGCGGCAGCUGUGCAGCUGCAGCAGCAGCAGCAGCAGCAUGCCAAGGAAACACUGAAGGCGUUGGCUGCGACCCUUUGCACCAGCAGCAGCAGCAGCAGCAGCAAUGGACCCAACGUUUAG